ACCUUCGUGGUAUUCACGUGGUCACUUUGGAAAAUCCCUCGAGGAAUUUAAAAUUCGAUACGUCGUGUUGCACUUUUACUGAACGAUUUUUCGAAGAGAAUUUUUCGUUCUAACGAGAUUUGAUCGGACGACCAAUUAAGGGACGAGAGAUUAUUGUAAUCAACUGAAACCGCAAUCUUCCUUCCGAUUCCGCUCGAAUUAGAUACUCGUUUAAUUAAAUGUAAUUAAUUGUGUCUCGACAUCCGAGUUGGGUCCAACAAUCUCGGGGCCGUCGCGUGCUCGGGCGUCGAGUGGGGAUCGAUCCUAUAUAGGAGACCCCGUUUGCCCUCUCAUUCACAAAACGUAAAAACCCUCGGGAGAGCACAGAAAAGAUAAUGAAAAAACAGUGAACAUUAAUCAUCGAACUUGGAAACUGAGUGAAAACAAUGAAGUUACUCGUGUCGAUGUUCGUCCUGGCGUCAGCCUCGAUCGCAGCCGGUCAACACAGAUACGAACCGUUCGCCGAGAAGCCGGGCUCCUGCCCUCCACCCAUGCCAGUGCAAAUUUGCACCCAAUCGUGCUUCUCCGAUUCGCAAUGUCUGGGCAUCGGUAAAUGUUGUCCGACAAAUUGCGGCGGCUCUGUUUGCGCGAAACCCGUCACCACGAGGCAAACGACCGCGCCAGAGAAACCGGGUAACUGUCCGGCGGUACCGAAAGGCAGGUGGGUCUGUUCGCCGACUUGUACCGUGGACGCCGAUUGCAGAGGGAAACUCAAGUGCUGCAUAAAUCGUUGCGGAGCCAUGGCUUGCCAGCCUCCAGAACUCGAGUCGGAGGAAAACGCACCGGACGAUUCUAACAGCGUGGCCAGGAAACCUGACAGACCUCGAAAUCCGAACGAUCCUUUACUGUAUUUCUAACAACAUGUAAUCUCUCAUCUUUUGCGUAUGUAUCUGAUGACUAAUGCUUGGAACAUUUGGCGAGAAUAAAGAUAAGGAAAUAAACGAGUAUGAAUCGA
This is a messenger RNA of Ceratina calcarata, 994 nucleotides long. Its product is annotated as WAP four-disulfide core domain protein 2. Gene Ontology annotation, molecular function: serine-type endopeptidase inhibitor activity. The transcript has 3 exons. The coding region runs from base 426 to 896 and encodes 156 amino acids. Gene Ontology annotation, cellular component: extracellular region. NCBI's taxonomy places the organism in Eukaryota, Metazoa, Arthropoda, Insecta, Hymenoptera, Apidae. The record is from RefSeq and is a predicted model, not a curated record.